Boeremia exigua is the source of this 1899-nucleotide messenger RNA. RefSeq lists its product as uncharacterized. Bases 1 to 1494 code for a protein of 497 amino acids. The transcript has 6 exons. Lineage: Eukaryota; Fungi; Ascomycota; Dothideomycetes; Pleosporales; Didymellaceae. Gene Ontology annotation, molecular function: protein binding. The record is from RefSeq and is a predicted model, not a curated record.
AUGGAGUUGUCAGACGCCCUGGAGGACUCAGUCCGAAGGCAGACAACACACAGCCUUUACUUCAUCUACACCGCUGCUCGGUCUUCUGGUGCUUCAAAGCUAUGCCCAGAUCUCACAUUCACCCUCCCUUUGAUCGAGGCUGCGCAUAACGACUUUUUGGGUCCCUCCAACUACAUCGCACUUCUUCCUUCGUUCCGCCCAAGCACCGUCUACUAUCGAGAGCUAUGGAGUAAUCUCAAGCGUGCGACGACGCCUCCCCCAUCGGACAGAGUCGACCUCACGCCCCCGCAAACACCAGGAGCUCCACAAGAUGCUCUCCCCAGGACUCUCAUUCCCCCUUCGCCAGGAGGUCCCCGCCUCGCCUCGCUGAAUGCUAGCUUCAAGGACACGACUAGGCUCCACGCUCCACCUUUAGGUGGUAAGCGGAGCCAGACAGCUGGCGUUAGAAAGGCGACAAGCAAGGGUCUGAGGAACAAGAGCAGCUUGGGCAAGUCCUUUGAAGCUAUUGCUGAGAGCAAGAAGACGACCAAUCUCAUGGAUCUGCCCGGCGAACUUCGCAACCUCAUAUACUCCUACAGCGCCGGCAAUUCCCGUCAGGCGCUCUUGGUACAUCGCCCUCGCAUCGCAUCGCUUCGUCCUCGCACUCGACUAGACCGACAUCGUACACUCGAAUCAGAUGUACUAGAGCAAAAGCAUGACGAGGCACUCGCUACUGCUACGAGCAAGCACAUGCCAAAGACGGUGCUUCUUGCGCGCGAGACCAACCGCCCAUUCUUCGGCCUCACUCAGGUCUGCCGUCAGCUUCGCCAGGAGUUCAGACCUCUGUAUAUGCAGAGUCAAGAGAUCGGUAUGGAUCUUGUCGAAGUUGCCUCGUAUCUCAGCACAUUCUACCCUGGGGUUGCUGAUCACCUUAAGGUCCUAUCGACGUCUGGAGACAGGAAAAUCGAUAUGCCCUUCACGGGAAAUAUGACGAUUGCUGUUGGCGACAGGGUCAAACAAAUUGAGAGAUCUGCGGACGGGAUCGACGUUGGACCGCUGCUUGAUGUAUGGGCGAACUCUUUCAAGAUUGAGGCAGGAUUUGGGCGCUACAUGCAAGUGCACUACGAUGCUACCUCAGAUGGUGAGGCCAAAGACCUAUACCGUCUCUUUGGACGUCGCGUCCAGCAAGACCGACGUUGCUCCGUGAUGAACUACCUUUGGCGCAACAUCCUUCGCACGCGCUCUCUGGCAUCUGUGCAUAUCCACCGUCGUCCAGCAGCCCCAGCACCUGCCUAUUUUCCGGUUUCCAGCUCUCAGACGGUGCGCUUCCGCCCCCUCCAUAUGGUAUCCGUGGAGCCUCGCCCAUAUAUCCAUGUUCUGUUCAAGCCGGAAUGCGCAGAGACUUGGAUGACGAAGCUUGACUCCCAGAUACCUUACGGUUGGCUUGCUGCACAUGGAUUCGAUGCCAUGGAGUACUUCGAUGUCAAGGUCGGCGUUGCUUCAUCUCGCAAGUAAGAGCUCUGAUCACCGAGAGCGACUUUGGUGCCACGCUCUUGUCUGGUAUAUCAACGUUGUGAUCCUUUUGACGUUCACAAAAGCACGCCCCACCAGCCGGCCGUUGACAUCACCAACUUCUUGACUGCAUUAUCUCAUCUAUACGAGCGCAUUUGAGCCACGGAGGUCUUCCAGUAUCUUUGCAUUUUCCUUUGCUGAUGUCCACUGGCUUGACAUAUUUCGGUAUUGCGUUGCUGAAGGAUAUUAUUGAACCUUCAGAUCAGAUCUCUUAGCCCUGCAGGCUUUAUCAAUUACAUCUCCUUUUCUUUGCAUAUCGUUCCUCCAAAGGCUGGUCCCAUACUCGUGAAAUUUAAAUUCAAUAACGUGUAUCAAGGUACAAGGAUGGGCUGAGAUUAGAGACUGGAG